This is a messenger RNA of Dromaius novaehollandiae (emu), 1180 nucleotides long. RefSeq names its product mitochondrial ribosomal protein L11 (gene MRPL11). Gene Ontology annotation, biological process: translation. NCBI's taxonomy places the organism in Eukaryota, Metazoa, Chordata, Aves, Casuariiformes, Dromaiidae. Gene Ontology annotation, cellular component: mitochondrial large ribosomal subunit; ribosome. The transcript has 5 exons. Bases 59 to 658 code for a protein of 199 amino acids. The record is from RefSeq and is a predicted model, not a curated record. Gene Ontology annotation, molecular function: large ribosomal subunit rRNA binding; structural constituent of ribosome.
GCCGCCCUUCCCGCCCUCCCCUCCCUCCCCCUCCCCGCGCGCAGCUCCCUGAGGCGCCAUGUCGCGCGCAGCGCGGGCAGCGCGGGCGGCUGCGGGCGGUCGCGGCGGCUCCGCUCAUGGCGGCGCCUCAGCGGCGAGGCCGCUUCGCACCAUCGUCCCCGCGGGGCGGGCGGCGCCGGGGCCGCCGCUGGGGCCGCUGCUGGGGCAGCGCGGGGUCCCGGUCGGCGCCUUCUGCCAGGACUUCAACGAGCGCACGCGGCUGCUGCGGCCCGGGGUGCCGCUGCCUGUGCGACUGCGCGUGCGCCCCGACGGCUCCUACGCGCUGACCAUCGGGCAGCCGACGGCCUCCUACUUCCUCAAGGCCGUCGCCGGCAUCGAGAAGGGGGCGGCGCGGCCCGGGCACGAGGUGGCGGGGCUGGUGUCGCUGAAGCACCUGUACGAGGUGGCGGUGGCCAAGCGAGGGGACCCGGCGCCCGGCCUGCGCGACGCCCCGCUGCGGGUGCUGGUGGGCGCCCUGGUGGGCUCCGCCCGCAGCCUGGGCCUCCGCGUCGUCCCCCGGCUGACGGCGGAGGAAUGCGCCGCCUUCCAGCAGCAGCGGCGGGAGCUGUUGGCGGCCAGAGAGACGGCGGCGGCCGAGGAGGCGGCUAAGAAGAAGUGAGCCCGGACGCCUGGGCCCCUUCCCGGACGCCUGGGCCCUUUUCCCGGACGCCUGGGCCCUUUUCCCGGACGCCUGGGCCCUUUCCCCGGACACCUGGGCCCCUCUCCCGGACGCCUGGGUCCCUUCCUGGACACCUGGGCCCUUUCCCCGGACACCUGGGUCCCUCCCGGACGCCUGGGCCCCUCCCUGGACACCUGGGCCCCUCCCCCGGACGCCUGGGUCCCUCCCGGACGCCUGGGUCCCUUCCCCGGACGCCUGGGUCCCUUCCCGGACGCCUGGGCCCCUUCCCUGGAUGCCUGGGUCCCUCCCCGGACGCCUGGGCCCUUUUCCCGGAUGCCUGGGUCCCUUUCCGGACACCUGGGCCCUCAUUCCCGGAUGCCUGGGCCCCUCCCGGACGCCUGGGCCCUUUUCCCGGACGCCUGGGCCCCUCCCCGGACACCUGGGCCCCUCCCGGACGCCUGGGCCCCCCCUGCCACCCUGGGGGGGGGGGUUGUGUCUCGCCCAAUAAAUGUCCUGCUGCCA